Pogona vitticeps (central bearded dragon) is the source of this 3732-nucleotide messenger RNA. Its product is annotated as immunoglobulin superfamily containing leucine-rich repeat protein 2. Gene Ontology annotation, molecular function: protein binding. NCBI's taxonomy places the organism in Eukaryota, Metazoa, Chordata, Lepidosauria, Squamata, Agamidae. The record is from RefSeq and is a predicted model, not a curated record.
UGCAUGCUCUGGCUUAGGGAGAGGGCGCUGCGAUUUCCCGACCCAACCAAAGAAGGAGAAGAAACAGAAGGUGGGACAGGCUGGGCGCGUUCUCCGGGCGCCUCGGGGGCGCGCUCGGACUCUUCCCCCCCCUCCCCAGGCUCACGCUCUAGUCAUAAUAGGCGAUGAUGGUUUUUUAAAAAGGGGGUUGGAAUUAGAGGCCGAUUGUGGCAGGGGUGGGGGCUGGCUUGCUGGAGAGGAAAAGGAGAUCAGCUCGGGGCGUCGUCGGGUCAAGCCAGGGCUGGGAAGGCGCCCUAAAUGGGUUGGCAGUGACCUCCUCCUUCCAAUGGCCAGGAUCAGUCCCCAGUGAGGAGAGAAGGCGCUGGAUCAGCCCCUCCAGCCUCAGAGAUGGGGAGCGCUUUAUGGACUCCCUAGAUCCGGCCGGGUUGAGGGGUCCCCCUCGGUGACGCUGCCCCCCCUCUCCGAAGAGACCUCAGGAGAGCCCCAGAUGGAACGGAGGGCCAAGAUGUCUGCGGCGCCGCGGGGCUGGCUGGCAGCCUCCCUUUCCUUCGCCUUCUUUUUCCUGGAGGCGCCGUCGAGGGCCGCGGGCUGCCCGGAGCCGUGUGCCUGCGUGGAUCGCUACGCGCAGCAGUUCGCCGACUGCGCCUACAAGGACCUGGAGGCGGUGCCGGCGGGGCUGCCGUCCAACGUGACCACGCUGAGCCUGUCGGCCAACAAGAUCUCGGCGCUGCGCCAGGGCUCCUUCGCCGAGGUCACGCAGGUGACCUCCUUGUGGCUGGCCCACAAUAAGAUCGGCGCCGUCGAGGAAGGCACCUUGGCCAUCCUGGUGCAGCUGAAGAACCUGGACCUCAGCCACAACCAGAUCGUGGACUUCCCCUGGGGCGACCUGUACAACCUCAGCGCCCUCCAGCUGCUCAAGAUGAACAACAACCGCAUGGCCCACCUGCCGGGCCAGGCUUUCCACACCUUGCGGGACCUGCGCUCCCUCCGCAUCAACAACAACCGGUUCACCGCCGUGGCGGAAGGCACCUUCGACCCCCUCACCUCCCUCUCCCACCUCCAGAUCUACAACAACCCUUUCAACUGCACCUGCCAGCUCAUGUGGCUGAAGAACUGGACGGAGAACACCUUGAUCUCCAUCCCCGAGCGGGACGCCAUCGCCUGCGCCUCCCCAGAGCCCUGGAAGGGGCUCCCCUUGGCCAAGAUCCCGUACUUGCACUGCGUGCCCCCCACCGUCCAGCUGACCUAUCAUCCUAACCUGGACCACACCCCGCUCUACUACGGCUUCACCCUCGCCUUGCAUUGCCACGCCCAGGGCCUGCCGCAGCCUGCGGUCAGCUGGAGAAUCCAGACCUCGUCGGGCCAAACGCUGGAGAUCGCAGGAGCGGAACACGAGGGCAGUAGCCAGAACAACCUGCCUUCGGAGGGCGCUCCAGGAGGCGGUCAGGAGAGGUUCCGGGCCUUCAGCAACGGCACCCUGGUGAUCCCCCGCCUCAGCAAGAAGGAGGAAGGCACCUACACUUGCCUGGCCACCAACGAGGUGGGCAGGAACCAAACCUCGGUCAACGUGGCCGUGGCGGACGCCCCGAAAGAUCCCACCAGCCCGCUGGGAGACCCCAAAGCUCAGCCGGGAGACCGGAAGCUGGACGGCAAGGCCUCCAAGAACAGCGUCAUGAAGCCGGAGGAAAGGACCAAAGUGCAGUCGCCCAGGCCCACCCCGCCGCGGAACUCCCACGCCCCAGGGCCCCGGGCCGGCAGCGAGGGCGAGGGCGAGGGCGCCCCUUUCAAGCCGCCGGCAGUGGAGAAGAAGUGCGGCCCCAGCCAAGUGACCCAGUACGUCUCCAACCACGCCUUCAACGAGAGCGCCGACCUCAAGCCCCACAGCUUCGACCUGGGGGUCAUCGCCCUCGAUGUCUCGGAAAGGGAGGCCAAGGUGCAAAUCACCCCGUUUUAUACCCAGCCGGAGAAAACCCACCUGCGCAUGCUGUACCUGUGCGAGGAGGAGAGGAAGGGGCACGCCUUGGUGCAGUGGUCCCAGAUCGAGGAAGGGGUGAACUCCUACUGGUUCCGAGGCUUGAGCCCCGGCACCAACUACUCGGUCUGCAUGACCUACGCUGGGGAGGACUGCCAAAUCCAGGUGGUCUUUACCACCAAGAAGGAGAUCCCUUCCCUCAUCAUCAUCGUGGUGGUGAGCAUCUUCCUCUUGGGCUUGGCCACCGUCCCUUUGCUGGGGGCCACCUGUUGCCACCUUCUGUCCAAAUACCACGGCAAGACUUACAAGCUCAUCAUGAGAACCCAGAUUGCCGACCAGAUGGAAAAGCACAUGGCCGCGGACUUCGAUCCGCGGGCGUCCUACUUGGAAUCGGAGAAGAAUUACGAUCCGAGUGAGAUGGGGGUCGGAGAGGUGGAGGAGGAGGAGGAGGGGGAUGGGGAGGGAGUAGAGGAGGGAGAGGGGCGAAGGGUGGCUGGGGGAGGAGAGCUGGAAAGAGACGAGAGCCUGGCCGCCAGCUCCAUCCCCGAAUCUCAAUCCAAAACCAACCAAGAGGAAUUCGAAGUGGGCUCUGAAUACAGCGACCGGCUCCCUCUCGGGGCUGAGGCGGUGACGAUCUCGCAAGAGAUUAACGGCAAUUACAAGCAACCGCCUCGCUGAGGCUUCCCCGGGCACUCCCGGAGCUCCGAAGCCGGCGCGUCUUGCGCAAUUGGAAGGACACUCUAUUCUUACUGAGGGCAUCGCGGGCUGAUCAGCCACAGCCUUCCCGAGGUGGACCGCUUCCAAAGGGGGGGGGGGCGACGGGAAGCCUCCAAAAUGUAGGCCACUCCCUUCUCUUCUUCCCAACCGGCCGUCUUGGGGGGUGUGUGGGUCUUUUAAAAGAUUCUCUCCCUUCACCCGGUUGUCACAGAAGCCUCAAAUAUUUGGAUAGGUCUGCUUUGGGAUUAUGUAGCCUGGAGACAUUCGUCUUUCCAAACUUAAAAUCAUUUUUUAAAAAACCCUUUGAAACUAAAAUUUGAGAGACGCCUAGAGAAAGUUACAAAAGAAAAAAAAAACCAAUGCAAUGCGUCUUUUCCUUACUCUCCCAUUUCCUUGAAUUAAUUGCUUUUUCUAAAACUGAAAGCAGGCGGUUAACUGAAAGGACGUUUGCUUUUUGUCUAAGAUCAAAGGGAACAGCAGCAGCAGCCGCAAGAACAACAACCAUGCCUUAAAAGUCCUUUAAAGAGAGAAGCCCUUUGCUUUCCCCGAAAAGGUCCGGUCAGGUUCAUUUCAGGAGGUAGCUGAGGCUGGACAGCUCCCAAGCCCCUUUGCUUCCCGCCCCCAACUAAAGGGUGCGCCCGCCCUAGGAGCUGGUCGCAAAGUGGUCCCUGAAAUCAGGAUCGGGGCAGGACAGACCGAACUGGAAGGGUCCAACCGAAAGAUCAGGCCACGUGUCCCCUAUUGCCGUUUUAAUAAUGGAGCCGUGCUGUAGAAAUCGAGAUAACGUGUGUAUGUUUUAACGUUUGUGACUUUGGACCUCUCGUGGAUGCGUUUCGAUGAAUUGAGUAACAGGCGGGGAGGCUGAACGCCCAGCGUCUGGUCUUUGUUAUCCCUCUCCCUCCCUCUAGCCCUUGCCUGAGGCAUGUCACUCACCGAAGAAGGAUCCGUAUUUCCUCAAUGUUUACGCAGUAGAGUAGUUCGCUUAGAGAAACGUUCUUUGCCCUUUGAUGUAAUUCUGUGAUGUCCAAAGGAAAAAAAAAACC